AUGGCUUCUGUCGACACCGAGACGCCCUCCGCUCUCCACAAGCAGCUCCUGGAACUGCAACGCGGGAUAAGGGAGAUGCAAGACAACUUGAACCUCGACUUAUAUCAACGCGUCGGCCUGCCUGUCGGUGGGGACCUCAACGCGUGGCGUGAGAACCUCCUCGAUGAGCUCGCCGUGAUGUAUGCAGCAGAUUGCGCAGAUAUCUUGCAGAAGCUUCGAGGCAUGGCGGAGACUGCUCGCUCCGCCGAAGACGACGGGACCAUACCUCGAAAACUCCGGGAAGCUGCUACGCUCACUCUCGGGAUGCAAGCUACUGUUGAUCAGAUCCAUGUCGCCUGGGCAAGGACUACGGCCUUUGCGAGCCAAGAGACCCAGCUGCAGAUGGCUAGGGAGCUGGCUACGAUGCGCUCUUCUAUUUCACAAUUCGACCACGCACGGAAGGUCUUGGCUGCUCGCUAUAGCGACAUGUUGCGUCUGGCGCACUUCCUCGAGGUGCCUGAGGAGCAAUUCGAGGUCUUUCUGGACCCGCUGAAGCAUCCUUUGGGGGAUCAGGCUCAUGUCAAGCUUGAGCGAAUCUGCGACAAAAUACGGGGUGUGCGGGAAGAGCGAGAUAUGUUCUCACAGCAUGCAUUGCAGAUCUCUGCGAGAGUACCGACCAUCGGUAACAAUCUCAGUGUAUCAGAGGAGAGACGCGUUACGCUCUCUGACAUGGAGCACCUCCAUGUUCUCCUAUUCAAACACUUCGCUACACAGGCCGACAUUCAGGCUGAUUUGUCGCUCUUGAAGCUCGACCUCAGGCCAUGGUGGAUGUCCUUGGCGUGCCAGGAUGGGGUUGAUAUAGACGCGAUCGACCUAGCCAUCGUCGAAGGUGACGCCAGACGAAUCCGUGCUGAUGUAGACAAGCUCGUGGAGAACCAAACUGAGUCCCAGCGCAUAAUGACUCAUGUUCUCCAAAGACAGGAGACUGUUGCGUCGCUCGGAGAGAGCCUACAGAGCAUUGAUGCCAGGUUGUCCUCGCUGGAGGAUUCGUAG
This is a messenger RNA of Trametes versicolor FP-101664 SS1, 1032 nucleotides long. RefSeq lists its product as uncharacterized. The transcript has 6 exons. Lineage: Eukaryota; Fungi; Basidiomycota; Agaricomycetes; Polyporales; Polyporaceae. The record is from RefSeq and is a predicted model, not a curated record. The coding region runs from base 1 to 1032 and encodes 343 amino acids.